GAAAACAAAUAUCACACAAAAAAACAUAUCCCUAAAAUGAUUAAAUCAAUCUUCUUCACCAUUACUUUUGUCUUCCUUAUCUCCCUCCCCACCCUAUCCCGCUCCCAACGCUGCAACAAAGAUGACGAAAAAGUCCUCUUCAAAAUCAAGAAAUCCUUCGGAAAUCCCUACCAUUUGGCCUCUUGGCAGAAGACUUUAGAUUGCUGUCAAUGGUACAAUGUGGAAUGCGAUGCAAACACCAGCCGUAUCAUCUCCCUCACCAUCUUCUCCGGCAACAUCUCCGGCCAAAUCCCAGAUGAAGUCGGCGAUCUCCCCUAUCUCCAAACCUUGGUGUUACGAAAACUCACUAACCUCACCGGAGAAAUCCCCUCGGCCAUUACUAAACUCACCCACCUCACCAUGCUCAGACUUAGCUGGACUAAUCUAUCAGGUCCCGUCCCUUCGUUCCUUAGCAAACUCACAAACUUAAAUUUCCUCGAUUUGGCAUUCAAUGAUCUCACCGGUUCUAUCCCGCCGGAGCUUUCAACGCUUAAGAACUUAAACGCCAUACACCUGGACAGGAAUAAACUCACCGGAGUCAUCCCUGAAUCAUUUGGGACAUUCACCGGAAACGUCCCUGACCUUUACCUGUCACAUAACCAGCUCACCGGAACAAUACCCAAAUCAUUAGGCUACUUAAAUUUCUCGACGAUCGAUUUUUCAAGAAACCAACUCACAGGUGACAUAAGCAUGUUUUUUGGAACAAACAAGACGAUUCAAACAGCUGACUUUUCGAGGAACAGCUUCGAGUUUAACAUCUCGGAGGUAGUGUUUCCUGCUAGCUUGACGUCGUUGGAUCUGAAUCACAACAAGAUUUAUGGGAGUCUUCCGGCGAUGUUAACGGGAUUAAAUUUUCAGUACUUUAACGUGAGUUACAAUAGGAUGUGUGGACAGAUACCUCAAGGUGGUGACUUGCAGACGUUUGAAAACACGUCGUAUUUUCAUAACCGAUGCUUGUGUGGAUCGCCGUUGCCGGCAUGCACCUGAAGCUAAAUCGACUCCGGCCGACAAGUGUGGAGCUCUUGCUCUUCCAUCAACCUUAAAUGGUUGGGUGUAAUAUGAAUAUCUUGCGAAGACAAGGGACUCGAUCGCAAAAUAAUUAAAGAGCGCCGCAUUUAUUGACAAGGGACCGAAUCCAUGUUUCCCCGCGUUAAGAAUAGAUGGAAUUCCACGAUUGCUAUUUAUUUUUAUUAAUUAUUAUGUAUACGACAGAUAAGUGAUAUCCCCGUUUCUGCUCAUAAAUGUUUCAUUGUGUUUGUUUGAAUAAAAAAAAAAAAAAGGGAAAAUGACUUAUUAAGGUAACUAAUUAUUUCAAUUGUCCAUAUAUAGGUAAUGUUCUU
Molecule: messenger RNA, 1379 nt
Organism: Lactuca sativa (garden lettuce)
Lineage: Eukaryota; Viridiplantae; Streptophyta; Magnoliopsida; Asterales; Asteraceae
Product: polygalacturonase inhibitor
Molecular function (GO): protein binding
Source: RefSeq, a predicted model, not a curated record